This is a messenger RNA of Alnus glutinosa, 1410 nucleotides long. RefSeq lists its product as uncharacterized. NCBI's taxonomy places the organism in Eukaryota, Viridiplantae, Streptophyta, Magnoliopsida, Fagales, Betulaceae. The record is from RefSeq and is a predicted model, not a curated record. The coding region runs from base 1 to 1410 and encodes 469 amino acids. Gene Ontology annotation, molecular function: zinc ion binding; nucleic acid binding. The transcript has 4 exons.
AUGCAAGGCCAGAGUUCCAACUCCAACAUUCGCUGUUUCAAAUGUGGGGAGCCCGGUCAUCGAGCGUCCGAUUGUAAAAAGUUUGCAAGCAGAACGAGUAAGAAUCUCUUAAUUGAUAAUGAAACAGUAGAAGAAGUCAACAUCGGAGAUCCUAUUUUUGAUGAUAGCAAUGACGAGGAGAUUUUGUAUGGAGAUGGACACAAGACUCUUAUUGUCAGAAAAAACUUGCUUGCUCCAAAAGAUGACUCCGAAGAAGAUUGGUUAAAAACCAAUAUUUUUUAUACCACAUGCACUAUCGCGGAACAUGUUUGCAAGAUUUUUAUUGACAGUGGUAGUUGCAAGAAUGUGGUGUCAAUGGAUGUAGUUAAGAAGCUUCAGUUGAAGAUUGAUCCCCAUCCAAAACCAUACAAAUUGUCCUGGUUGAAAAAGGGAAGUGAGUAUGAUCGAUCUGUUGUCCAUGAUGGGCGGCAAGAUACCUAUACUUUAAACAUCAAGGGAAAGAAGGUGGUUUUAGCACCUCAGCUAGAAGGAGUCAUCCCUAUACCAGUGACUGAGAAGGGCUUUAAUCUCUUGUCAAUGUCUCGAUUCCUGGAGAAAAUAGAAGAAGAGGGCAUUGUGUAUACCUUUAUGACAUGUGAAAUGGGUUCCAGAAUAGAUGAUGACGUGUUAGUGGAGUUACGAGAGGUGUUGGCUGAGUUUGCUGAUUUGAUGCCAAGGGAACCACCCCUUGGUUUGCCACCCAUGAGAGAUAUACAGCACCACAUCGACUUUGUGCCAGGGUCAAUCUUGCCGAAUCGACCAGUUUAUUGCCUCAGUCUAAAGGAAUCUGAAGAGUUGUAUCACCAGAUCAGAAUAAGGCCAGGAGAUGAGUGGAAAACGACAUUCGAAAUGCAUCAUGGGUUGUACGAGUGGACGGUCAUGCCUUUUGGGCUAUCUAGCUUACCUAGCACGUUCAUGCGAUUCAUGAAUCAGGUGUUGCGGCCUUACAUGGGAAAGUUCGUUGUUGUGUACUUUGACAAUAUCCUCAUUUAUAGCCCCUCGCAUGAGACGAACCUAGAAUAUCUCAGAGAGGUGACAGUAAUUCUAGAGUGGCCAACACCCAAGAGUAUACAUGAUGUCCGGAGUUUGCACGGAUUGGCGUCAUUCUAUCGAUGGUUCAUCCAACAUUUUAGUGCGUUGAUUGAGCCAAUCACAGAGUACUUAAAGGGUCAGACUUUCCAAUGGACUGAAGAGGCCAAUACAAGCUUUCAAUUGGUGAAGCGGAAGAUGAUAGAAGCACCUAUUCUCACUCUGACAGACUUCGAGAAGAUUUUCGAAGUCAAUUGUGAUGCAUCUGGCGUUGGUAUUGGUGGUUUCCUAAGCCAAGAGGGGCGUCUGAUCGUCUUUUUCCGUGAGAAGUUGUCAUGGUAA